CAACUCAUCCCCCCUCCUCGCAUCCCCCCCUUUGCAUAUUUGCACCCCUUCCAAACCCGAACAAUAAAACCCCUCCCGAUCCCCCGAUCCAUCCAACAACCGCAAUCCCCCCCGCCAGCGACAGGGAGUGUCGGAUACAGCCUCCCAUCUGCUCGCUCCCGUCUUCCCCAUCGAGGAGCGGGAGGAGGAGAAGAAGAAAUGGAUCCGCAACAGCAGCAGCAGCAGGUGGCGGCGAUCCUCGGGCCGGACGCGGCGCCCUUCGAAUCGCUCGUGUCGCAGCUGAUGUCGUCGUCGAACGAGCAGCGCUCCCACGCCGAGUCGCUCUUCAACCUCUGUCGUGACCUUCAUCCGGACGCCCUUGCUCACAAGCUGGCCUCCCUCCUCCACUCCUCCCCCGCCUUCGACCUCCGCGCCAUGUCAGCUCUCCUCCUACGCAAGCUCCUCACCUACCGCGUUGGUUCAUUCGCCUCCGACGCCGACCUUUCCUACCUCUGGCCCCGCCUCUCCCCCUCCUCCCAGGCCUCGCUCAAGUCUCUCCUCCUCUCUGCUCUUCACCUCGAGACGGACCGCUCCGUCUCCAGGAAGCUGUCCGACGCCAUCUCCGUUCUUGCUUCCUCCCUCCUACCCGACUCUGCCUGGCCCGAACUCCUUCCUUUCCUUUUCCAUGCCGUCUCGGCGCCCGAUUCCCCCCGCUUCCAUGAGUCCGCUCUCCUCAUCUUCUCCCAGCUUGCCUUCUACCUGGCCGACGAUACGUCCUUUGUCGGGCAUCAUUUGUCCGCCCUCCACUCCAUCCUUCUCGCUUCCCUCUCCCAUCCGUCCUCAAGCGACGUACGCAUCGCCGCGCUGUCGACGUCGGUCAACCUUAUAAUGGCGCUCGAAUCGGCUUCCGACCGUGAUCGACUGGCCGACCUCCUUUCUGCUAUGAUGCGGACGCUGACUGAGUCGCUCAAUUCUAGCCAGGAGGCCACAGCCCAGGAGGCGCUCGAGCUGCUCAUCGAGCUCGCCGGUGUUGAGCCACGCUUUAUCCGCCACCAGCUUGCUGAUGUGGUUGGUGCCAUGCUGCAGAUUGCUGAGGCUGAUGGACUUGAGGAGGGCACGCGCCACCUCGCAAUUGAGUUUCUUGUCACGCUUGCUGAGGCGAGGGAACGCGCUCCUGGGAUGAUGCGGAAACUUCCUCAGUUCGUGGGAAGGCUCUUUGCGGUCCUUAUGAGGAUGUUGCUUGAUAUCGAGGAUGAUCCUGCAUGGCACACUGCUGAGAUUAUUGAUGAAAAUGCAGGGGAGACUAGCAAUUAUGGCAUGGCCCAGGAGUGCCUCGACCGGAUUUCGGUUGCCAUGGGGGGAAACACCAUUGUUCCCAUUGCAUCCGAGUUGCUUCCGGCUUACCUAGCAGCACCAGAGUGGCAGAGGCACCAUGCUGCUCUCAUCACUCUUGCCCAGAUUGCAGAAGGUUGCUCAAAGGUGAUGACUAAGAACCUGGAGCAAGUGGUGAAUAUGGCUCUGAAUUCAUUCCAACACCCACAUCCUCGUGUUCGUUGGGCUGCAGUUAAUGCUGUAGGGCAGCUGUCAACAGAUUUGGGUCCAGAUUUGCAGGUCCAGUAUCAUCAAAGGGUGCUUCCUGCAUUGGCAUCAGCUAUGGAUGAUUUCCAAAAUCCCCGUGUACUGGCCCAUGCUGGUUCAGCAGUUUUGAACUUUUGUGAAAACUGCACUCCAGAUAUUUUGCCACCUUAUUUAGAUGGGAUUGUUGGCAAAUUACUUGUGUUGCUCCAGAAUGGAAAGCAGAUGGUGCAAGAAGGAGCUUUGACUGCUCUAGCCUCAGUAGCAGAUUUAUCACAGGAAAACUUCCAAAAGUACUAUGAUGCAGUUAUGACUUACCUCAAAGUUAUUUUGGUUAAUGCUACUGACAAGUCCAAUCGCAUGCUUCGUGCCAAAUCCAUGGAGUGCAUAAGUUUGGUUGGAAUGGCUGUCGGCAAGGAGAAGUUCAAGAAUGAUGCUAAACAGGUAAUGGAAGUGCUGAUGACCCUGCAAGGAUCACAGAUGGAGACCGAUGACCCAACAACAAUCUACAUGCUACAGGCAUGGGCCAGAUUUUGCAAGUGCUUAGGACAAGAUUUUCUACCAUACAUGAGUGUUGUUAUGCCCCCACUGCUUCAGUCUGCUCAGUUGAAACCAGAUGUAACAAUUACCUCUGUAGAUUCAGAUGAUGAUAUAGAAGAUUCAGAUGAUGAAAGCAUUGAAACCAUCACUCUUGGAGAUAAACGGAUAGGUAUCCGGACUAGCGUGUUGGAGGAGAAAGCCACUGCUUGUAACAUGCUUUGUUGCUAUGCUGAUGAGCUCAAGGAGGGAUUCUAUCCUUGGAUCGAUCAGGUUGCUCCUAUUUUGGUACCCCUUUUGAAAUUUUAUUUUCAUGAAGAAGUUCGGAGGGCUGCUGUGUCAGCCAUGCCAGAUUUACUUCGUUCAGCAAAGCUAGCUAUUGAAAAGGGGGUAGCUCAAGGUCGGGAUAAAUCAUAUGUGAAGAAAUUAUCAGAUUAUAUAAUUCCAGCUUUGUUGGAAGCAUUGCAGAAGGAACCUGAAACCGAAAUAUGUGCAAGCAUGUUGGAUUCCUUGAAUGAGUGCAUGCAGCUUGCUGGAGCACAUCUUAUUGAAGGCCACAUCAAAAUGAUGGUUGAUCAAAUCAAGCAUGUAAUGACAGCUAGUGUAGCCAGGAAAAAGGAAAUGGCAGAGCGAGCAAAGGAGGAGGAUUUUGAUGAUGAGGAAGGAGAAAUGCUUAAAGAAGAGACUGAAGAAGAAGAAGAAGUUUUUGAUAGGGUUGGUGAUUGCCUGAGCACCUUGAUAAAAUACUACAAGGCUUCAUUCCUUCCAUUUUUUGAUGAACUAUCAAUAUAUAUAACACCAAUGUUGGGAAAGGAUAAAACAGCUGGGGAGAGAAGGAUUGCCAUUUGCAUUUUUGAUGAUGUUGCAGAGCAUUGCCAAGGAACAGCUCUCAAAUACUAUGAAACCUAUCUUCCUUUCCUACUAGAAGCCUGCAAUGAUGAAGAUGCAGAUGUCAGACAGGCUGCUGUUUAUGGAGUUGGUGUUUGUGCCGAAUUUGGUGGUUCUGUAUUUGGCCCACUUGUUGGAGAGGCUCUCUCAAAGUUAAAUGAUGUGGUUAGACAUCCUGAUGCUCUGCAGUCAGAUAACAUAAUGGCAUAUGACAAUGCUGUUUCAGCUUUAGGCAAAAUAUGCCAAUUCCAUCGAGACAGUAUCGAUGCAGCUCAGGUUUUACCUGCUUGGUUAAGCUGCUUGCCCGUGAGAGGUGAUUUAAUUGAAGCCAAAAUUGUACAUGAUCAGCUUUGUUCCAUGCUUGAAAAGUCAGAUAGGGAACUUUUAGGCCCGAAUAAUCAGCAUCUUCCAAAAAUAAUUACAGUGUUGGCUGAGGUUUUAUGUGCAGGCAAUGAUCUUGCUACAGAACAAACUGUUAUCAGAAUGAUCAAUCUUUUGAGGCAAUUGCAACAGACGAUUCCACCAUCCGUUCUUGCCUCAACUUGGUCUACUUUGCAGCCUCAGCAGCAGCUUGCACUGCAAUCCAUGUUGUCCUCAUAGUUUUACAUUUUCCUCUUCUUUUUUUCCCCAUCUGUUGGUGUCAUUCCGAAACCCCUCUGCUUUUGUGAUUGGUUUGUCUUCUAGAAAUAACUUUUUAUUACCAUUAUUUUGUGUAUUUAUUUGAGUUGGGUAAUGAAUCAGUGUGUCGUCGAGUGAGGUUGUUUUCACCAAUAGGAAUUUGCAAUUUUGGUUCAAAGUGCUUAAAUUCAACUGUGAUGCAUAUUUUGUCAUGUACA
Molecule: messenger RNA, 3815 nt
Organism: Musa acuminata AAA Group (dessert banana)
Lineage: Eukaryota; Viridiplantae; Streptophyta; Magnoliopsida; Zingiberales; Musaceae
Exons: 20
Coding region: 199-3579 (1126 amino acids)
Biological process (GO): protein import into nucleus
Cellular component (GO): cytoplasm; nucleus
Molecular function (GO): protein binding; nuclear import signal receptor activity
Source: RefSeq, a predicted model, not a curated record